Messenger RNA from Ectocarpus siliculosus, 672 nucleotides. NCBI's taxonomy places the organism in Eukaryota, Phaeophyceae, Ectocarpales, Ectocarpaceae. The record is from the annotation of a GenBank genome assembly.
AUGAUCCGUCUGAGAAGCCCUCACACGGUCAUCGUCUACGGAGCGGUCACGUCUCUGGCGGACCGCAUGGUUCUCGUGGUGGAGCUGCUCUUUGGUGGACCUCCGAACGCUUUUGAGGAACUCCUAGCAGCCCCUUCCCCAGGAGCAAUCCAGGCGCAUCAUCGGAGACAUCUGCGCGGGAAUGCCUUCCUUCACAGCAAGGACAGAGUUCACGACGACCUGAAGUCGACCAGCAUGCUACUGGACGGGUCUGGACGGGAGAAGAUGGUCGCAGCACAUCAACUCAAUCGGUUGGCCACGUACACCACCAGGUCCAGCCAGAGCACCCAGGUGAACAUCGCCUGGAGCGCCCCGGAGGUGCUUGAAUCUGGCGGUAGCACCUACGCCAGCGACGUCUACAGCUUCGGCAUCGUUGUUUGGGAAGUUGUGUCCGGCGAACGUCCUUGGGCAAACACAUCUCACCAUGAGGGAAAUCCUGUCAGCGCUGUUGACGGGGGCGCGGCCUUCGUCCCGUGGCCAUGCUCCAUCGUGGACAUGGCAAAGGCGUGCAGGGACGAGGAACCCCACGCGCGGACCACUUACGAUGCCGUGAUGGAGUGCAUGAAGUCAUACGGCCGCCACGAGUUGUGUAGGUUCGAUCAACUAUUUGUGCCGGAAUCGGGAUGCGUGUAG